Molecule: messenger RNA, 2708 nt
Organism: Balaenoptera acutorostrata (minke whale)
Lineage: Eukaryota; Metazoa; Chordata; Mammalia; Artiodactyla; Balaenopteridae
Product: inhibitor of growth protein 1-like
Exons: 2
Biological process (GO): positive regulation of DNA-templated transcription
Cellular component (GO): nucleus
Source: RefSeq, a predicted model, not a curated record
AGUUGAAUGAUGCUAUAAGCCUACAGAUCUAUUCUUCAGUUAUUCUUUAGUGACUCUGACUUUGCUCUUAGGAAUUAUUUAUUUAGAAAAUAUCAAAUUGAAUUGUUUUUAAUAUGGCUAUAAAAUUGUCAUUUCUGUAAUACUAAAAUCCUGGUGUGGAAAAGAGUACCAGAAUUAAGAAUUAAAUUUCCACUUUCUUGAUUUGGGUUUUCCACGUUGGACAAGUGCGGCGCGGCGGGCGGCGCGCGCCCCUUCCCGCACUCGCUCGGCCCCGGCCCCGGCUCCGGCCCCUGCGCCGGUGUGCGCGCCCGCACGCCCGCCUGCGCCCACCCCGCGCCUGAGGCCGCCGAGCGCCGGUCCGGCCCGCCAGGCGCCGGUCCCCGGGCCCAGGCAGCGCGGCUCGCAGAUGUAGCGGCGCGGGGCCGGCUGGAGGCGGGGCGCCGGCAGGCGGGAGCCUUGCAUUUUGCAGCGCUGGGCUCCGAGGGGGCGGGGGCCGGAGGAAGCGGAAAGCCGCGCGGAGUCGCCGGGGACCUCGGUGAACCAUGUUGAGCCCUGCCAACGGGGAGCAGAUCCACCUGGUGAACUAUGUGGAGGACUACCUGGACUCCAUGGAGUCUCUGCCUUUGGAUCUGCAGAGAAACGUCUCUCUGAUGCGGGAGAUCGACGCGAAAUACCAAGAAAUCCUGCAGGAGCUGGAUGAGUAUUGCGAGAAGUUCAAGCGGGAGACGGACGGCGCCCAGAGGAGAAGGGUGCUGCCCUGCAUUUAGAGGGCGCUGAUUCGGAGCCAGGAGCUGGGCGACGAGAAGAUCCAGAUCGUGAGUCAGAUGGUGGAGCUGGUGGAGAACCGGGCCAGGCAGGUGGACAGUCACGUGGAACUCUUUGAGGCACAUCAAGAGGUCAGUGACACCACUGGCCACAGCAAAGCUGGCCAGGAUAAGUCAAAAACUGAGACAGUCGCGCAGGCAGAAAAGCCUAACAGCAAGCGGUCCCGGCGACAGCGCAACAACGAGAAUCGGGAAAACGCAGCUAAUAAUCACGACCAUGAUGACAUCACCUCCGGAACGCCUAAGGAGAAGAAGGGGAAGGCCUCCGAGAAGAAGAAACGCUCCAAGGCCAAAGCCAAGAGGGAGGCAUCCCCUGCGGACCUUCCCAUUGACCCGAACGAGCCCACGUACUGUCUGUGCAAUCAGGUCUCCUAUGGAGAGGUGCUCGGCUGUGACAAUGACGAGUGCCCCAUCGAGUGGUUCCACUUCUCCUGCGUGGGGCUGAACCAUAAACCCAAGGGCAAGUGGUACUGCCCCAAACGUCGAGGGGAGAACGAGAAGACCAUGGACAAGGCCCUGGAGAAGUCCAAAAAGGAGCGGGCCUACAACAGGUAGUGGCGGGCCUGGCUGGCCCGAGGCGAGCAGGACGAGCCGUGUAUUUAUUGCAUCGCCACCUGGACGGGCGCGGGGACUGCACGUGUAGCCUUCUAAAGACUGUUGGAAGAGGAGCUCUUCCUCUCGUAGGGACGACCGGGGUUCUCUUUGCUUUUCCCUUGGUGCACAUGCGUAACGAGAGAGUGGUCUGUGGAUAAGCAUUUUAGAAACUGCAAAUAUAGGUUGGAAUUAAAAAUAAAUAAAUAAAUAAAUAAAUUUCCACUUUCUUUAUUAUGCCUUAAAAUGGAGUGAGUUGUUCAAAGAACUUUUUUGGGUCUUCUGUUCCAUAACGGUAUAAUCUACCACUUUUGUUAUUAAUACAAGAACAGAUUUUUCAGAGUUUUUUCUUUGUCUUUUAUUGUUAAAAUUUUUUUUAAUUGAGGUAUGAUUGACGUAACAUUACAUUGGUCGCAGGUGUACAAUGUCAUGAUUUGAUGUUUGUAUAUGUUGCAGAGUGAUCACCACAAUAAGUCCACUUGACAUCCACCACCUCACAUAGUUACAACACUUUUUUUCUUGUGGUGAGAAUUUUGAAGAGCCACUCUUCUAGCUACCUUUAAAUAUGCAAUACAGUAUUAUUAACGUACAUAGUCACCAUGCUGUGAAAGUCCCAUCCCCAUGACUUACUCAUUUUAUAACUGGAAGUUUGUACCUUUUAACCUCCCUCACCCAUUUGGCUCACUCAUCCCCCGCCUCAGGCAGCCACCAGUCUGUUCUCUAUCUGUGAGCUUGACAUUUUUUUGUUUGUUUUUUAAGGUCCCAUAUAUGUGAGAUGAUAUGGUAUUUAUCUUUUUCUGUCUGGCUUAUUUCACUUAGCAUAGUGCCCUAAAGGUCCAUCCAUGAUGUUGCAAACAGCAAGAUUUCAUUCUUUUUUAUGACUGAAUAAUCAACAACAGAUUUUUUAUUGGUUCUUUAAUAGAUGCCAGCUUCUGAGAUCAGCUUUUAGGUGAAAUUAUUGUUAAUCUUUUUAUGUGUGAUUUUAUGAGUCAGAGUUCAGAAGACCAUUUGGAUUUGCUAUUGUAGGCAGAUGUUGAAAAUUCAGUUUUUUAAUAGAAUCUUGUACUGUUUUGUAGCUCUUACUUUUUGGAUUUGAUUCUCAAAAAGAAAUCUUAACCUGUAAAAUGUUUCUUACUUCCUUUUCUUACCAGGAAGAGAUAUUAGGAAUCAUCUAGGAAACAAAUGUAGCAGUUUUAUGCAAUUUAAGCAAUAAAAAUGAGUUUCAAAAUCCUCCUUUACUACCAGUAAAGCUUGAAUUUUGUACUUAAAUAUAAUAUUUUCCCCCUUCCCCUU